CCCGAUCUCAGGCUGCCAGUAGGGCCAUAGCAGUGUCUCAAGGUAGUGGGAACAUUCUUCCAAGGUAAUGAUUAAGCUCAGUGCCUGACAAGGGCACAGGCAGCCAAGCCAAGAAGGUGAGCCCUAUUCACACCUCAGCCAGGCUACAGUGGCUGGGACUGGUUUGGGAAGGCAGGGCCUCAGGGAAUGAGGGCUCCAAGCUGGCAGCCACAGUGUCCCACUGCACACAGGACAUAUGAAAGCAUCUCAGGCGAGAGCCUCUGCUGACAGCUGUGCUGGGACCCUGCCCUUGCCCCAACACCAUGAAGCUACAGGUGUUCUGGACUGGGCUGGAAUACACCUGCCGGCUCCUGGGCAUCUCCACUGCAGCAGUGUUGAUCGGCGUGGGCACCGAGACCUUCCUCCGGGGGCACUUCAAAAGCUUGGCUUUCUACCUGCUGUGUCAGCCAGGGUCUCUGGCCUACAUAGCAAGGGAGAAGGCCCAGUGGCUGGGCUGCUUCCAGAAGUUCUUGGCCUAUAUGCUGCUGUCUGUGGCCUGCUUUCUCCACCCUGUGCUGGUCUGGCACGUGACCAUCCCAGGCUCCAUGCUCAUCAUCACUGGCUUGACCUACUUCCUUCUUAGCAAGCGUAAGAAGAACAAAGCUUCCCCUGAGGUGCCAGUCUCCCAGGAGCAGUACACAGACCCCUCCAGCAGUGCCAUGAGCACCAUCAUCUCUGGGGACACUGAGCAAACCUACGCCUUCCAUGGAGCCCUCAAGGAGGGGUCCAGCUCCUUCUUCACACACAUGAAGUACAUCCUAAAGGGGACCAGGAAACCCAGCACCCUCCAGUGCCCAGAUGCUCUGACAGAGCUGACUUUGGAGCCAGCUGACUCACUAGCCAAGAAGAAGCAGGUGCACUUUGAAGAUCAUGUGGUCAGGAUCAUCCCAGGCCUCAUCGAAGACCCAGACAAUGAGGACAGUGAGCCAGAGGAAACCACCUCUGACACCACCCCCAUCAUCCCUUCAUCCCAGGCUCCACUUUUCCUGCCUUCCCUCACGGACAUCAUCCUCUUCUGAGCUGCUUACUCAAGCCUUGGAGAUGUUUGGCAAGGGGCUGGCAUAGAUUAAUGACUCUGCCUGGAGUUUUCUGAUAUCUGUGGACCCUCCAGGGAGCCCAGGGUCUUUGUAGGUCAGCUCUUCAAGGUGUGACCAAACAUACUCCAAUGAACCUCUGGGGCCAUUGAGCAGCAUGAUACGUCCUGAAGCAGCCUUAAGGGAGGUACAAAUGAAGCCCACACUGCUUCAAACUAGAACAAGUUCUUUCUCCUGCACAUAGAGUGAGGAAAUCUUUGUGCUUUCCCCAAAAAGAUCAUCACUCCCACUUCACACAAGGCUGCCUCAGCCCCAGGAGAAGCCACCAGACUUCUGCUGCUCCUGACACAGGUCUCAACACUCAGCAAGGACUUAUGUCCAUCCCAUUUCUGAGACAACAUCCCAGCUCUGAAGGCCCAAGGAUGCACUGGCAACUUAUGCAUGUCAACAGACAAGUAUUGAAGGUGGCCGUGGGUCCCAACCUCCAAAUGAGAUUGCUCAGAUAGGGAUAAAAGGCCAGACUGCAGGCCCUUAGGACAGGGGAGUAGUGCCCAGCAGUGAGCUUCAUGCUGUUUGUGCUCUGGGGCUGGGGCUGGGGCUGGGCAGCAGGGGUCACAGAGCCACUGAGGGGAAAAAGUGCCACUUUUCUUACUGCAGGGAGAGCCAGGCCAGAUGAGUGAUGCUUGUUCUGAAAACACCACUGAGGCCUGCCUGCACCCCACCUCAUGAACUUUUCCAAGAUUCCAAGUAGAUGAUGUACACUAAAAGCUCCUGAAAGCCAAUGACAGCUUUCAGUCAUGAAUGCCACAGCACAAGAUGCAGUGCCUGCUAUACUCAAGGACCUCAGAGGUGGUGCCCUGAAGAUUCACCCAACAAAAAGAAUUGCCUCUGCCACUCUUAGAUGUCUGGUAGCAGAAUAGGUGAUAAAUAUAUGUUUGUUCGAAAUGGGAAGGAAGAGGAGGGAAAGAGGGAUGGUAGGAGGAAAGUGAUCAGGCAAGUUAGCUCUCUGCAACCACUUCAUGGAAGUGGGAGUUAACUCAGAUUAAGCAAAGAAAUUUGAAUCAGAUAUUCCUUAGUUAAAGGACUUGCAAUAUGUUUUCAUUUCUAAAAAGUGUCCUUUGGUCCACAGGGUUAUUGUAAGGAAGAGCAAACAUGCUCUUCUUCAUACACAAUCUGAAUUAAUGAGAAAUCCAAUCACAUGCUCCCAAGUUUGUGCGUGAGCAGACACCAAGAUCUUCAAAACAGCCCUCAGAGCACAUGCUUUAAGGUCUAGGUAAGAAAUGUGUGUUCAUUCUUGCGUACUUUUCAACAUCCCCUACAAGUUAUUUCACAAAUGUAUGGAAAUAGCCAACUAGAAGCUAGUAUCAUUUUCAUGCCUAAAGACAGCAAGUGUAUUAUCAUACUAGCAGAUCUCUUCCUGCAAUAACAGUUCUUUUGUAAACCAAGUGAAAAAGACACACUUCCAUAAGCCCUCUGUGAUGGAAGUAGUGGAGCUGUUUCUUUAACUGUCACUGAGAAGGGACUUCAGGAUCUGAGAGUCACAGUCAGGAGACAAUGAAUAAUAUGGAACGUGAGUAUGUAUAUAUGGGAAUUGUACCCAUUUCUUAAUGGGGUGGAGUCCUAGACAGGCCACAUGUGCACAGAAGGAGCCCAGGCUCUUGCACCUGUCAUGUGGAGAAGGGGAAUGUGAUGAACACAGCACAGAUGCAGCCAGCCUCUGCAGACCCCAGCGUUCCUGCUCUAUUCUCAGAAGCUUAGGCAGCAGAGCUAGAUGGGUGACCAGCUUACAUGCAAGAAGCACACCCAGAAGUAUAAUGUCAGAGCUCUCAGAUCUCAUUUAAUAAACAUUUCUGUAAACCCAAAAGCAUUGUUUUUGUUCCAUCUUAGAGGUGAAUGGGAAAAUGGGAGCUCCAGGUGAUAAGCUCUGCCUGUGACUCCGAGAUAUCUAGGCUUCCUUGUGCCUGACAUCAGUUAAGGGAGAGUCUGAUGCAGCAUUAGUGGUCCAAACAAUUAUGAUCUUACCAAGAUUAGCAAAGUACAGUUUUCAAACACUCAUUGCUG
Molecule: messenger RNA, 3134 nt
Organism: Phyllostomus discolor (pale spear-nosed bat)
Lineage: Eukaryota; Metazoa; Chordata; Mammalia; Chiroptera; Phyllostomidae
Gene: TMEM72
Product: transmembrane protein 72
Exons: 4
Coding region: 303-1058 (251 amino acids)
Source: RefSeq, a predicted model, not a curated record